AUCACGUCCUGCGACAACCUUCUAUCUGCGCAGCAUCCGUACAACCUUUUGACCUAGAAAUACCUCUCUGAUUCUCUGAAAAGCAAAUAGAAAAGACAAUCGCAAUGGUUCAGACUGAAUUCAAGCUCAACACUGGCGCUACCAUCCCCGCCGUCGCUCUGGGAUCAUGGCAGUCCGGUCCCGGUGAAGUCGCCCAAGCCGUCGAGGCCGCCAUCAAAUGCGGCUACCGUCACGUCGAUGGAGCCUUCAUGUACAAGAACGAGGAGGAAGUUGGCCAGGGAAUCAAGAAGUCUGGGAUCGACAGGAAAGAGCUGUUCGUGACCACCAAGUUGUGGUCGACUUACCACCGAAACCCGGAGGCUUGUCUGGAUGAGAGUCUGAAGAAGUUGGGGUUGGAUUACGUGGAUCUUUAUUUGAUGCACUGGCCUGUUCCUCUCAACCCUAAGGGAAACGACCCCUACCUCCCCACCCGACCCGACGGCAGCCGAGACCUGGACACCGACUCCUGGUCGUACAUCAAAACCUGGCAAGCCAUGGAGGGCCUCAUGUCUACGGGCAAGGUCAAGGCGAUCGGAGUAUCCAACUGCUCCAUCGCCUACCUGGAAGAGAUCUUGAAGAUCGCCAAGGUCGUACCGGCUUGUGAUCAGAUGGAAGUGCAUGUUUUGAACCCGGAGUUGAAGUUGAACGACUUUUGCAAGAGCAAAGGGAUCGUGCUCCAAGCCUACUCUCCCCUCGGAUCCACCGGCUCGCCGUUGAUGAAGGAACAGAUCGUCCAGGAUAUUGCCAAGAAGCACGAUAUCGAGGCUGGAAACGUCUUGCUCUCCUACCUCAACAACAGGGGGAUCGUCGUUCUGCCCAAGUCUGUGACCCCCUCGAGGAUUGAGAAGAACCUCAAGAUCGUCGAUCUCGACAAGGAGGACAUCGAGGCCUUGAACAAGUUCGCCAAGGAUUCGGGCAAGUUGAAGAGGUUCUGCAACCCUCCUUGGGGAGUCGAUUUCAAGUGGGACGAGCAGAUCUAAAUUGUCGCUCGACCGGAAAAGAAGAGGAGGAAGCAGCAUCAAGGACGGGUUUAUCGAAUUCAGCAUACAGGCGUCAACAUAAAUUUCUUAAGAUAGCAGUUUGGAGAGAAUCAGAUGGAUGUGUUGCUACGAGCAGGUUGAAUGCAUAUAUCGAAUACCUUUUAGGGUACCUGACAGCACGAUCGAUCGAAAGGCUAGAGAUUGCGAGCUAUCUAAGAAUCGUCUUUUCCCUCUGCUUUCUGCUUCGGCGUGCUUCCUGAUCUCAAAGGAAGGCCCUC
Molecule: messenger RNA, 1297 nt
Organism: Filobasidium floriforme
Lineage: Eukaryota; Fungi; Basidiomycota; Tremellomycetes; Filobasidiales; Filobasidiaceae
Product: NADP-dependent oxidoreductase domain-containing protein
Exons: 8
Coding region: 105-1019 (304 amino acids)
Cellular component (GO): cytosol
Molecular function (GO): aldose reductase (NADPH) activity
Source: RefSeq, a predicted model, not a curated record